UUAAAUAUGGCGGCCUCGUUCAUGCGGCAUGAAAACACUACAUGACAAAGAUACAUAGAAUAUCUUGUCAAGUAAUAGUUUUAUGUUCAAUUUAAACACAUGAAUUACACCUAAGACACAAUUAAAUCAUUAUGUCAGGCGAAGGUCGUAGAUCAACCGCGGCACAGUUCUUUAUUGAGGAGGAUGCAGAAGCAGAGCAAUCCACAUCGACGUAUGAACGGGUGGUCGAGCUCCUCAAUCAGGCUUCCUUAGCUCAGAGAGAUGCCCAGAAGAUCAGCAAUCUCAGACAGGUCCAAGAGCUGAUCGUCCAUAAGGAUCCAACACUUCUUGAUAAUUUCUUAGACGAAAUUUUGGCUUUCCAAAGUGACCGAGCUGUGGAUGUGAAGAGAUUCGUGAUUGGCUUCAUGGAAGAAGCAAGCAAGAAAGAUCCAGAAGUUCUCUCCAAGGUUCUCCCCAGUCUGAACAUGCUGCUGGCUGACGAGAAUGUCAAUGUACAGAAGAAGGUCAUCCUGACCUCCAUCCAGAUGUUCAAGUAUACAAUACAGUGGCUGAGCAAGGCCAAGACGCCGACCCCAGAGAAGACGGCCUCAUGGGAACAGAUGCACACACUCAAAACUCGCCUCUUUGAAAUGCUUGACUCGGAAAAUGAUGGUAUCCGAACCCAUGUUGUGAAGUUUCUGGAGACGGUCGUCCUGGUUCUGUCCAAGAGAUCUGCGGACUCGGACGCCCAGAAGCAGAAGGAAGGUGACGUGUCCUUAGACAUGGUGCCUGAUGGUCGCCAUUACCUGAAACUGAAGAAACUGGAAGACCAGGGCUUGAAAACAUUUGAGAUGAUGCUUCACUUCCUUGGCUCCCCUCACAUCUCCAGUAUUAACCUGAUGACUGUGAUGGGGGCGUUAACAAACGUAGCUCGACAGAGGCCACUGUUCUUCGACCAGGUUGUCCAGGCCUUUGAAGCUCUCCAUGUGAACCUGCCACCAACGCUGGCAAAGUCUCAGGUAGCCAGUGUGAGGAAGAACCUGAAGAUGCACAUGAUGAGCCUACUGAAGCACCCUGCCUCCGUGGACUAUGUGACCCAGAUAACAACACUGCUCACUGACCUUGGGGCUAGCCAAUCAGAGGUGAGCAAGUUUCUACCAAAAAUUGAUGAAAGUCGGAAGAGGAAGAAUGAGGAGCCGUCAACUUCAAGCAAGAAGGCUAAGGUGGAGGAGGAUGCUGCAGAUGAAGAAGAUGAUGACAUUGGAAUGACGCCAUGGUCAAGUCGUAAUGAGUCCAGCCGACCAACCGGCGCCAGUCGUCAGACCGCCAUCGAUAUAACAGCUGAUGAUCUCUGUCCUCGUCUGUCUCCCCAGAAUGUGGCUGAUCUGGUCCUCCUCAGUAUGGUGAUGCUGCCAGACACGGCCCCUGCCCAGUUCCAGGCCACGUACACCCCCAUCGCUGCUGCCGGCACCGAGACACAGAUUAGGCAUAUAGCCCGUCUCCUAGCAACACAGCUGACCAUGGCCGGCAUGGGCAAAGGACUUGGAGAACUCCAGAGAUCGGCCAUGGAGGCAGAGAUAACAGGUGAUGGAGACACUUCUCCUGCCUCUCCCAUGAGCUUUGAACCAACCUCACCAAAACAACUCAUCCAAACACUAGUCGGGGGCACAGUGAGCAUCACUGAGUUCAAGAAGCCGGAACCAAUCGCUGCCCCGGUGGUCCAGCCCAGGAAGGGUGUGAUCCGGCAGUUCAAGCUGUCCUCCGUGACGCACCCCUUGGACUCGGAGAAGCUGGACUACAUGACGCUGGCCACGGUCAAGAGGGUCUUCAACACGGAGAAGAUAGCUGUCCAAGCCCACGUGCCAGCUGCUCGCACCAAGAUCCUGGCCUGUCUGACUGCAGCCUUUGGGGGAGAGCUUAAAGACGUGAUGCAGACGUUCAUCUUUGAAGACCUGCGGAACCGUGCCGACUUGGCAUUUGCGUGGUUGUUCCAGGAGUACGCCAACUGCCAGGGUUUUAGCGUGUCGGCGCCGCUGGGGGAGCGGCCCACGCUGCACAGCUAUGAUGAGUGUCUUACCCGGCUGCUCACCGGACUCCUGGAGGCCCAGGACCAGAAGGACGGGUUGUUUGGUCGUCUCAUGAUGGAAGCCCCAUUGAUCACAGACAACGCCACUCACAUCCUCAAGCGAUACUGUCAGGACCCGGCUCGGCUUGACAUAGGGAUGGCAGUGUUGAAGGAUCUGAUUCUGAUGAGGCCAUCCCAGAGACUGCGGUUCCUGGACGUCCUUCUAGAUCUGACAUCCCACUAUGAGGCGGAUGUUCGUAACAUGGCAAUUGAGACAACCAAAGAGUUAUAUAAUAAACCCAGCAUGCAGUCACCAGUUGAGAAAUAUGCUCUAGUUCACUUGAAGAAGUUGUUGCUGCCACGGCCGCCACCGUCAGACUCCAACCAAACCAUCCGUGUCCUCCGUUCCACACUCUCAGUGGACAUCAUAGAGCACUGGACAGAGGAUGUGAUCAAGUCUCACCUGUAUCUCUACCUGGGGCUCCUCCCGUCCAACCACAGACUCAUACACGAGUUGGCCAACGUGUACACCGCCACCUCCGCUGACAUCAAGCGAACCAUUCUGCGAGUCUUGGAGAUACCGGUGAAGGGGAUGGGGAUGCAGUCGCCGGAGCUGCUGACGAUGGUGGAGAACUGCCCCAAGGGAGCCGAGACGCUGGUGAUGAGGGUCAUCCACAUCCUCACAGACAAAACUUUGCCGUCUUCGGAGCUGGUGGAGAGAAUUCGUGACCUGUACCAGAAACGCGUCCCGGACGUCCGGUUCCUCAUUCCAGUCCUCACCGGACUCACCAAGGUUGAGGUCAUCAGUGCUCUGCCCAAACUAAUCAAGCUGAAUCCAAUGGUUGUGAAAGAAGUUUUCCACCGACUAAUGGGGGGAUACGGCGACAGCACGGCCAGCUACACGUCCCCCCUCACACCGGCUGAGUUGCUGGUAGCCCUCCACAACAUCGACCCCGCCAAGUGUGACAUGAAGACCAUCAUCAAAGCGGCCAACCUGUGCUUCAGUGAGAAGAUGAUCUACACCCAGGAAGUGUUGGCUAUAGUCAUGCAGCAGCUGAUGGAGCAGACACCGCUGCCAACGUUGCUGAUGAGGACAGUGCUGCAGUCACUGUCAAUGUACCCACGACUCAUUGGCUUCGUCAUGAACAUCCUACAGAGACUCAUCAUCAAACAGGUGUGGAAGCAGAAGAAGGUAUGGGAGGGGUUUGUCAAGUGCUGCCAGCGCACCAAGCCCCAGUCCUACCAGGUUCUCCUGCAGCUCCCGGCCUCCCAGCUGAAGAACGCCUUCGAGAUCUGCCCCGACAUCCGCGAGCCACUUCUGUGUCAUGUUAAAGCAUUCACUUCACAACAGCAAGCCCACAUCCCGAAGGGCAUCAUGACGGUGCUGGAGACAGACCCACUGGAGGAGCAGCGCAAAGCCGAAGCCGCGCGUGUUGAGGCCGAGAAGAAGGCCAAGCAGAAAGAGGAAGAGGAAACAUUUGUCAAGUUAGAAGCUGAGCGAAUAGCUCGGGAGAGGGCGGAGAAAGAAAAAAGCGAAAAGGAGAAAGCAGAUAGGGAAAUGAGGGAAAAGGAGAAAUUGGAAAAAGAGAAAUUGGAAAAAGAGAAACAGAAGGCAGAGAGAGACAAACUGGAGAGAGAGAAGAAAGAAAAGGAGAAAUUAGAAGUGGAGAAGAAACAACAGUUGGAGAGAGAACGGAAGGAGAAGGAAGAGCAGGAGAAGGCUAUAAAGAAGGAGAAGCAAGAUGAAGAAGAAAAGCAGAGGCGAGAGAAAGAAAAGGAAGAAGUAAGGAAAAAGAAAGAAAGGGAAGAAAAGCUGGCAGUGGAAAAAGCCGAAAAAGACAGAUUAGAACAAGAAAGAACUGAAAAGGAGAGGUUGAAGAAAGAGAAAGAGAGACAAGAUAAAAUGGAGAAGGAGAAAAAAGAGAAAGAGAGGCAAGAUAAAAUGGAGAAAGAGAGGCAAGAUAAAAUGGAGAAAGAGAGGCGAGAUAAAAUGGAGAAAGAGAGAGAGGAAAAGGAAAGACAAGAGAAAGAAGCAAAGGAGAGACAAGAGAAGGUGAAAGAAGAAGAGAAGUGUGUGGAGGAAGAGACGGUGAAAGAGGAGCUGAAAGAGGAGCUGACCGAUGAAGGGAUGAAGGUGCUGGAUGAAGUUGGAGAAGAUGACGAGCCACAAGUGGAGCCCAAGUCUGAGGUGUCAGAGGAGGGUGGGGCCAGCACAGAGACGGAGGCCAUGGAGACAGCGGAGAGCUCCCUGGGGGAGGGGUCACUAGACCUGGGGGAGCAGGGCGGCGGCAGUCAGGAGGAGGCGAUGGACACCCAGGAGGAGGAGGAACAGGCUCCAGCAGAGAAGAAAGCGGGUCGAAGUCGUAGAGGUCGUGGCGGGAAGGCUGCACCCAAAACCUCACCGGUCACAAGGAGAAGCUCUCGCACCAAGAAAUCAUGAUACCCCGAGUGUCAGUGAUUACCACAGAAUAGUGUAUAUAUACUGGAUGGAACAGACAGAUUUACUGAUGGACAGUGCGGUUCUGUUGAGGGAACAGAGAGGCUUUACUGAUGUAACAGAGAGGCUUUACUGUUGGAAAAGUGGGACUUUGUUGAUUUAACAGCGAAGCUCUGUUGAUGGAACAUUGGUGCAUGGUUCCGGUGUGUGUAGAGAAAUCAAUGGCAAGUUACUGUACAGAGAAUGGAUGUUGAUGAUGUGGUGCAAAUGGUUUAUGUUUUUCUGAUUAUAUAGAGGGUUGUUGAGCAAGAGCUGCUCAUUGUUGAGAAUAUGAAUCAGCAGUGCUAUCAACUGUACAUUCCUGAGACCACUUCAUCUAUGAACCAGUCAAGAAGAAAAGGUACAAUAUUUCUGGGAUCUAAGACUAAAAUCAAAGAAAAAUAUUGUGUAGUUCAUCUUUCCCGUUUAGUUGUUCAUCGUAAAAUCAUUGUGAUCGAUCCAGCACCUUCUGUUUCAUGUUGUUUUGUUCGUAGAUUCAAGUGUCCCAUCAUGUUAUCAUCUUGUUACAAAUCAUCUCACGCACACAAUCGUGCACACACUCGCGCACACACUUGCGUGAUUUCUUGUGUGAAGGUGCCAACCCCACAUCUCUAGUCAGCUGGCAUUUACCUUGGCAUCUAGUUUAAGAAGUCUUAAGACAUAAGGGACACAGCUGUACAAGUAAAUAAGAUGGGGAUAGAAUGCCUGACCAUGCGUGCUCAUAAGCUUAGGGCUAAGUAAUUGAUUGGUUUCGUGCUCAUAAGCUUAGGGCUAAGUAAUUGAUUGGUUUCGUGCUCAUAAGCUUAGGGCUAAGUAAUUGAUUGGUUUAGUGCUCAUAAGCUUAGGGCUAAGUAAUUGAUUGGUUUCGUGCUCAUAAGCUUAGGGCUAAGUAAUUGAUUGGUGUGUCACCCUUUGGAAAAAAAAUGAAAACUAAAUUUCAACAUUGAAAUAUUGGCAUCCACAUACCAGAUAAACAUUUCAUGGCAUCCGGUGUACAGCACCGCGGCAUCCGGAAUACCACUUAACAGGGCUUGGCAUCCGGUGUAGCAUUAGGGGCUUGGCAUUCGGUGUACCAUUAGGGGGUUGGCAUCCGGUGUACCAUUAGGGGGUUGGCAUCCGGUGUAGCAGUAGGGGGUUGGCACCAUCUUGUAUGUGUUAUCUGACUAGCUCUGUAAUGACUGCUUGUAAUAUUUGCACAUUUGCUGCUAUUGUCAUGUCAACAACUGUCGAUUUAUGUUUAUCUUAUGUUUCCAUGGUGAUGUACAGAGUACUGUUAUGUAUGGAGUAACAUACAGUGAAAUAAAAUACAGAAAUGUGGAA
This is a messenger RNA of Haliotis rufescens (red abalone), 5840 nucleotides long. RefSeq names its product symplekin-like. The record is from RefSeq and is a predicted model, not a curated record. Gene Ontology annotation, cellular component: mRNA cleavage and polyadenylation specificity factor complex. Lineage: Eukaryota; Metazoa; Mollusca; Gastropoda; Lepetellida; Haliotidae. The transcript has 33 exons. Bases 132 to 4484 code for a protein of 1450 amino acids.